AUGGCUCUUCGUGAUGAGUUUGAGUUUGUUCAGGCCUCUAUUCUGUACAAAUCUCCUCUUCUAUAUGUUGAUACUGCCCUUUCUAAGUUGAUUGCUGAAGAAACUCGAAAAGAGAUCAUCUCAUCCAACCCUGAUGGUUCUCUCAUUUUGGCUGCAUGGAUAAAAAUCAAGGCUGAUGGUUCCAUUGAGCGCUAUAAAGCUCGUCUUGUUGCCAAAGACAUCAUGCAGGAGUAUGGCAUCGACUAUGAGGAGAUUUUUACUCCUAUUACUCAUAUGAUCUCUGUUCGUACUUUACUUACAGUUGCCGCCGCCAAACAGUGGUUCCUACAUCAACUUGAUGUCAAGAAUACAUUUCUUCAUGGAGAUCUGUCUGAAGAAGUGUAUAUGAUGCCACCUCCUGGUUUACCUCAUCAGCCUACUCAAGUCUCUAAGUAUGCAUCCGACUUGCUUAUUCGUGCAGACCUAAUAGAUAAUAAGAUUGCUGAUACCUCUCUUGAGCUAAAUUUGAAGCUUCGAUCUACUGAUAGAAAAAUUCUUGCUGAUCCCUCCUGGUAUCGACAGCUUGUCAGCAGUCUCAACUACCUCACUAUCACUCAGCUAGAUAUUUCACAUGUAGUUCAUGUUGUUAGUCAGUUCAUGUUUGAGUCUCAUUCUGUUUAUAUUUCGGAUCAUGCGGUAUAUUAA
Elaeis guineensis (African oil palm) is the source of this 684-nucleotide messenger RNA. The record is from RefSeq and is a predicted model, not a curated record. Lineage: Eukaryota; Viridiplantae; Streptophyta; Magnoliopsida; Arecales; Arecaceae.